Messenger RNA from Seriola dumerili (greater amberjack), 4687 nucleotides. RefSeq names its product EFR3 homolog B (gene efr3b). The transcript is spliced from 24 exons. Gene Ontology annotation, biological process: protein localization to plasma membrane. Bases 274 to 2727 code for a protein of 817 amino acids. Lineage: Eukaryota; Metazoa; Chordata; Actinopteri; Carangiformes; Carangidae. Gene Ontology annotation, cellular component: plasma membrane. The record is from RefSeq and is a predicted model, not a curated record.
GCUAGCCAGUAACAGCUGGGAGGUGGAGGAAUUGUAACUAAAUGUGUGGUGUCCUGGUAUAGCUGAAGUUUAGUAAAGGUGGCCGAGGUUCACUGCCCGUAUGCCAGACAUUUUAAGGAUUUUCAUUUUGUUCAUUUCAUGGCCAAAGACAAUCCAGCGGUUUUCCUGAUUUUCGAAGCGCCAGUGGAAACUCAGUUCUGGGCCAAAGUGCCGCCCAUCUCCCUGCCACUGUGAGCCUGGAAGAGCAACGCCGCCUUGUGACUAGCAUCCAACAUGACAGGGGUUUGUGGUUGUUGCGGGGCACUCAGGCCUCGGUACAAGCGCCUGGUAGACAACAUCUUCCCAGAAGACCCAGAGGAUGGGCUAGUGAAAGCCAACAUGGAGAAGCUGACAUUCUACGCCCUGUCAGCUCCAGAGAAGCUCGACCGUAUCGGAGCUUACCUGUCUGAGAGAUUGUCAAGGGAUGUGGCCCGACACAGAUACGGGUAUGUGUGCAUAGCCAUGGAAGCCCUGGACCAGCUGCUGAUGGCCUGCCACUGUCAGAGCAUCAACCUGUUUGUGGAGAGCUUUCUUAAGAUGGUGCGGAAGCUGCUAGAGUCAGAUAAACCCAGCCUACAGAUUCUAGGAACAAACUCGUUUGUGAAGUUUGCCAACAUAGAAGAAGAUACACCAUCGUACCACCGCAGUUAUGACUUCUUUGUGUCGCGCUUCAGUGAGAUGUGCCACUCUAGCUACGAGGACCCUGAUAUCCGCACCAAGAUCCGCAUGGCAGGUAUCAAAGGCCUGCAGGGUGUGGUGAGAAAGACUGUGAAUGAUGAGCUACAAGCUAACAUCUGGGACCCUCAGCACAUGGACAAGAUCGUCCCUUCUCUGCUUUUCAACCUGCAGAGUGGAGAGCGUACAGAGAGCCGCUCCCCCUCUCCGUUGCAGGCGUCAGAGAAGGAGAAGGAAAGCCCGGUGGAGCUGACGGAGCGCUGCUUCAGGGAGCUGCUGGGGCGAGCCGCCUAUGGCAAUAUCAAGAAUGCCAUCACACCCGUGCUGAUGCACUUAGAUAACCACUCUCUAUGGGAAGGGAAGACUUUUGCAGUGCGUUGCUUCAAAAUCAUCAUGUACUCCAUCCAGUCCCAGCACUCUCACUUGGUAAUCCAGCAGCUUCUUGGUCACCUGGAUGCUAACAGCAAGAACUCAGCCACAGUGCGCGCAGGGAUAGUGGAAGUUUUGCUGGAGGCAGCCGCCAUCGCGGCCAGCGGCUCUGUGGGCCCCACAGUGCUGGAAGUCUUUAACACCCUGCUGCGGCAGCUUCGUCUGAGUGUGGACUACGAGUUGACCGGUUCCUAUGACGGCAGCACCAACAUUGGCACCAAGAUCAUCAAAGCUCAUGAGGAGAGGCAGCUGCAGGAGGCUGUUAUCAGGACCAUCGGUUCAUUUGCCAACACUCUACCAACAUACCAGAGGUCAGAGGUUAUGCUCUUCAUAAUGGGCAAGAUCCCGGUCCCUGGGGUUCAUCUAGCUCUGCCGUCCACAGGCUCUGGGCCUGAGGGUACCAGGAUGAUUCAGGUUAUGUUACUAAAGUCCUUGGUCCAGGUGACGGCAGGUUUCCAGACCACCAACAUGCUGACAGCACUGCCCAGCUCGUUCCUGGAACCGCUGCUUUCCUUCUCUCUAACCGAGGAUCCAGAGGUUCGACUGCUGGUGCUUCAAAUCCUUCUCAGUCUCAUUGACCGGCACGACAACAGACCCAAGUUCUCCAACAUUAGCAUCAUCUCGGACAUCUCUGUGCUCAAGCUGAAAGUUGACAAGUGUUCCAGACAGGACAACUUAUUCAUGAAAAAGCACGGCCAGCAGCUGUACCGACACAUCUACUUGGGCUGUAAGGAGCAGAGCAGCGGUCGGCAACACUACGAGACCCUUUUCGCUCUGUUGGGCCUUCUCAGUGUGGAACUGGCAAACGAAGAGGUGGUGGUGGAUCUCAUUCGCCUGGCACUUGCUUUGCAGGACCUGGCUCUGUCCACCGACGAGGCUCUGCCUGUUUAUAACCGCUGUGCUGUUCAUGCCCUCGCCGCCGCCUACCUCAACCUCAUCUGCCAGCUCACCACCGUCCCAGCCUUCUGCCAGCACAUACACGAGGUAAUUGAGGUCAGACAGAAAGAAAGCCCCUUCCUUUUGCCUGAGGAUGUCUUCAUCGAUCACCCCAAGCUGCCUUCUUCACUGGAGAAGGUAGAAGGGGACGUGUUGUUCCUCCAGUCAAAGAUCACUGAGGUCCUUGGAGGUAGUGGUUACAACACAGAGAGACUGGCUACGCCUUAUGUCCCACAGUAUACAGAUGAGGACCGUCUAUCCAAGAGAAAGAGCAUCGGUGAGACCAUCUCAGUCCAGGUGGAGGUGGAGUCCCGAAACAGUCCAGAGAAAGAGGAGAGGACACCUGCAGAGGAGAUCACAUUUGAAACCCUGAAAAAUGCCAUUGUGGACAGUGUGGGUAUGGAGGAGCAGGAGAGGGAGCGAAGGAGACAAGUGGUGGAGAAGUUUCAGAAGGCCCCCUUUGAAGAGAUAGCUGCCCACUGCGGAGCCAGGGCCACUCUACUGCAGAGCAAACUAAAUCAGAUCUUUGAGAUUACAAUCAGACCCCCACCCAGUCCAUCUGGAACCAUUUCAUCAGGUUACGGCCAAACCCAGAGUCGAUCUGUACCCAUCUACGAGAUGAAGUUUCCCGACCUUUGUGUGUAUUAAACCAGAAUGUCAAUAGCGACGUUGCAGAACUAUUGAACACAAAAGGCGAUGAGAGAUGCAAACCGAUCGUCACUGUAAAGGCAUCUUGACAACGGAAUCAAACAGCCGCAGGGGAUGUGGGAGAGCAACCACAGUUGUUUGAAACCAAUUACAGAACAAGCCACUUUUUGUUUUACUUAGCUGUCUGAAAUGAUCAUUUCUUUUGCCCUGUGAUUGCAGCCAAAACAAGCUAGCUAAUGUCAGUAAAUGCAGCACUAAAACAAAUUUUUAUGUAACUUAUUCCUUAUUCAGUUCUCCUUAAAUGUCUGUAAGACUCCACUGGUUGGAUUUUUAAGUUCAUUAUUGCCAAGAGGAAAAAUAUUGUGACAGACUGAAAGUUAUUUUAUUGGCUUUAGAAUUAAUUGACCUGUUUCAUGCCAUGUAACUGGAAUAUUUUGAGCACCGCUAAUUCUUGACAUUCUUCUGUCCCUUACAGGGUGCCAUACUACCCCUGAUAACAAAAUUAGAUUGACAUUUCUCAUGACAUUUUAUAUUUUAUUUGUUUUCUUGUUUUUGGCCAGGAAGAGUGUAUGUGACUUAGAUGCAUUUUAAUUACUUGGCAGUAUAUUGUUUGACUGAACUGUGGAUAGAUAUUUAAAAAAUACGAAGCUGUUUUUUUCCCAUCUCCCAUGUUAUUCAGCUCGCGAACAUCUGUCUUCAGUGUUUAACGCUUUACCGCUUUUUGUUUUGCCUUUUUAGUGUUAGCCAAAAGUGCUUUUUCUUUCAUGACGGGCAUUUAUUUCCACGCCUUUUUAUUCUAAUUAUCAUUAUUGUUAUUGUUUUUAGCUGUGGUUUAAAUGCAAGAUAACUGCUGAUCUGUGUGCUAUCCUCCAAAGUGAGUGUGCCUUACAGGUGACUCAAGUUAAAUCAUACACAACAACACACUAUGCGCCACAGUCAUGACCACAUUAAACUUUUGAAGAUCUGAAGUGUUUACCAGAUCAAACACCAGAAAAAUAAUUAAGGAUCCUUUAUUUUUCUCCUUCCCAUAUAAAUGUGUAUAUAGAGAGAAAUAUAUAAAUCUUUAAGCCGAUGUACAGAGUAGGGAUGUUCUUGUGUGUGUGUGUAUAUAUAUAUGUAUAUUAAUUCUAAUUUUAGACUGCCACUGCAAUGAUUGUGCCCAUAGAUGAGGGAAAAGCCUACUUAGUUAGUUAGUAUACUUUUUAUCAAGAUCUCAAAUAAUUAACCAGCAACACAUUAUUAUUAUUAAUUAGAACAGCCCACAGUAGAAAUCAGCAUCAUCUUGAAGCCAGUGGAUCACACUAGUGAAGUUUUAAUGAGCCCAUCUGAUAAAAAAAAAAAGGUUUAGAAGUUACUGUCAACUUCAUUACUAGCCACAGUUUUCGAGACAGUUUUGAGCGCCAUCAUCCUGAUAUGUAUUGUCAUUGCAUCCUGAGUUUUCUCUCUGUUUUUAUGCUAUACUGCUGCCGUGGCAGCCUCCAAGCAGUACAUCUUUUUCAUACAGCAAGAUUUAAGUAAGUUAAAAAGCCAUUUUGUGUGUUCCCAAACACACACUCAGAGGUAUCAAAACAAAGUAUAAUGGCAAUAAUGUGGCACUAGCCAGGCUAACACGGCCCAACUGUUGGUAGCAGAGCCUUUAGUGUAAUUUUGAAUUGUACCUUCUGUUGUUGUGGUGGUGCUGUGAUGGUUCAGUUUCGUGAUGUUUUGAAGGGACCGCCCUUCCUGCUCCUGCGCUUCUGUGAAUUAACUGCAUUGGGCUUGGCACGUGUUGCAGCCAUCUUGUUUAAUGUGGACGACGGUGUCUGGUUUGUUCCUGAUGGUCAUUUGUUACAGUCCAGUUGGCUCCGUUUCUUUUAUUAUUAUUAUCCUUUUUUUUUUUUUUUUUUUUUUUUUUUUAAACAAUGUAGUGUUGCCUGUAUGUAUAUUUAUGUCCAGACAUGCCAGUGUAUCAGAUUGUCUG